Lathyrus oleraceus (garden pea) is the source of this 988-nucleotide messenger RNA. RefSeq names its product protein DMP2. Gene Ontology annotation, biological process: endomembrane system organization. Bases 87 to 746 code for a protein of 219 amino acids. The record is from RefSeq and is a predicted model, not a curated record. The transcript has a single exon. NCBI's taxonomy places the organism in Eukaryota, Viridiplantae, Streptophyta, Magnoliopsida, Fabales, Fabaceae.
AACAACUUCACAAUUCACACAAAAACACUCUUCACCAAUUUUGCGUAGAAGCAACCAACUCUUAUUCCAUCAUCAACUUCUAUAAAAUGAUAGAAACAUCACAACAAAAACUCACAAAAUUAGACAAAGCUAAAAAAAAGAGAAAAAUGAGUGAAAUUAGAGCCUCAGCCUCAAAAACAAGCACCAACAAAGGUGCUACUACUAUGAGAGGGAAAACAUUCUCUGGAGUAGGAAACCUCGUUAAGCUUCUUCCGACCGGCACUGUCUUCUUGUUCCAGUUUCUCAGUCCAGUUGUAAGCAACACCGGACACUGCACCACCAUCAACAAAUACCUAAGCGGUAUUCUCCUUGUUAUUUGUGGUUUCAACUGUGCUUUUACUUCCUUCACCGACAGUUACACCGGAAGUGAUGGGCAGACACACUACGGUAUUGUUACCGCGAAGGGUCUCUGGCCAUCUCCGGCGUCGGAGGGUGUUGAUUUGUCGGUGUAUAAGCUUAGGUUUGGAGAUUUCGUGCAUGCUUUGGUUUCGUUGAUUGUGUUUGCUGUGUUGGGGCUGCUAGAUACAAAUAUUGUGCGGUGCUUCUACCCGGAGUUUGAGCUUGGUGAGAAGAUGCUGAUGCAGGUUUUGCCACCUGUUAUUGGUAUGGUUUCUGGUACAGUGUUCAUGAUAUUUCCUAGUUAUCGACAUGGAAUUGGAUACCCUACUAGUUCUGAUACUAAUGACACCUCUCAAAAGUCUACAUAGCAUUCUUUGUUCAUGAUUGGUUAUAUUAUGAUGCAGAGUCAUGUAUAAAAUGGUCGAGUUUCAUUCAAUUGUUUGCUAUUUGUUUGAUUAAUUUGUUAAUUCUAGUAUGAUGUUUGUUUGGGUUUGGAUUUAACUGUCUAAGAGUCGGUCAAAACAAUGAGUCAAUGAGUUACAACAAUGUGUCAAAGAUUUACUUGUGAAAUUAAUUAGUGGGUGAAUAUAUGAAAGUUACUUGUGAAACA